Messenger RNA from Monomorium pharaonis (pharaoh ant), 14190 nucleotides. RefSeq lists its product as uncharacterized. Gene Ontology annotation, molecular function: ATP binding; ABC-type transporter activity; lipid carrier activity. Lineage: Eukaryota; Metazoa; Arthropoda; Insecta; Hymenoptera; Formicidae. Gene Ontology annotation, cellular component: membrane; intracellular membrane-bounded organelle. The record is from RefSeq and is a predicted model, not a curated record. Gene Ontology annotation, biological process: lipid transport; transmembrane transport. The transcript is spliced from 50 exons. The coding region runs from base 1948 to 14190 and encodes 4080 amino acids.
CGAUUUAAAUUAUCAACUAGAUUUUUGCCGAUUAACCAAAACGAAGAAUAUCAUCGGAAUCUUGUUCGCCCACUGCUUCGCGCAGUUUCAAUCGAUCGAUCGAGAAACGAUUCACGAUCGAGGCGGGCGUUUGCACGCUCGCUCGCCUGCUCUCUCGUUUUGUGUUACGGACACGCACGCAUACGGCAGACAAGAUGGUGUUGCGUUUAUGUGUGUAGUGGUACCUCGAAGGUCCACGUGUCGUGGAUCACGGUAGUGGUAACAGUCGUCCCCCGGCCGUCGUUCAAGUGUGCAUGAACCGUCGGUCAUCAUCUCCGCCGGCCGCCGCCGCCGCCGACGAGAGGAGAGUAGCGCUGGGGGAAAAAAAACGUAAAACAAGAAAACAAGCCGGGACAAGUUCGCUUUCGUUCGUCGGAUCCGCGUGAGUUUUGCGCGCCGACCGCAACCGGUGGCAAUUCGCAUUCGGUGCCAUCCUCCGGUACACGUUCCGCCGAAGCGAGCCGUUCUCCAGUUUCCCCGGAAGUUUCGUUUCAUUCGGAGGAGAGUGAGCGAGAGAGAGAGCGAUGCGCGACUCCGAGAGGAUUCGCGAAUUCCGCGGGGAUCGCUGAUUCCGCGCGAUCUGUGUGCGCUCGCCGCGGAUUUAUGCGAUUUAUCGAUCGCGCGGUUUCGAUAAGGAUAAAAUCGUACGCCGGUGCUUAUGCUCAUAUAGCUUCUUAUAGACUUUGCGAAACGCGGUGGCAGGUUGAUCGGUCGUCUCAAGGCUGACUGUAAGUAUAUAUAAAAUGUAAAUUUUUCCCGAUUGCUUUUAAUAACUGGCAGAAAUAGGAAAAAAAAAAAUGAUAAAAAUGCGGAAAUUCACAGCUCACGGUGAUAUUUACGACUAUUGGGCAUUACCAUUUUUUUUCUGAUGGAUCUUCUCACGCAAACAAUUAGUUUUAUUUUUUGUUUAAUGAUUACGCGGCGUUUUUAAAGACCUUCUAAGUAUAUAUUGAUCGCUGACAUAACAGCAAUCAUGAAUAUGAAUUGACGAUUGACAAUAUUGAUUUAUGCAAAAUUGACAAGAAUGCGGACUGAAUCCCUAUUAUCUCGAGCUGUCGUUUCGUGUUGUCACGGUUGCGGGAAAAUUAAAAAGAUAAUUGUUACCUUGCGAGAAUAUCUCACAUUUUGCGCUAAUAAACAAAGGUACGUAAUGGGUAUUAUAAUGUGGCCUCAAGAUUUCCAAGGCGCACGGGGAAAUAUUAUUUAGAUAUUCAUCUAAGUAAUGAAUCAUAAGAGCGAUUAACGGCCAAGCGAAGAAAUCCCGUGUAAUCUUGUAUAAUCCUCCGCUGGCAAUUGGUACCAUGCUUUUAGCGAACGGCAGUUCUCCGUGGAGAACGCGCUCUCUCUCGCUUUUCGCGAAAAUCUACCUGGACUCGCCGCCGUGAAGGCAUCGCCUCGUCUGAGGAUCCCUCUCCUAGGAUCCUUCGACGAUCAAGGAAACUCGCUCGAGCGACCGGCGCUGCGCCUCUGUUGGUCUUGGCGUUUCCGAGAAGAGCGAGCGAGAGAGAGAGCUUCUUCCUCAUGUCUUGUCUUGGCGAUUACUUUGUGCGGUCGCACACGCGACCCUGAACUUCCCCGCGCCAGAGGAGUCCUCUCUCUCUCUCUCUCUCUCUCGCUGUUCGCACACGAAUCCCGAGUUCCCAUCUGUCAAACGCAGAUGGUACCGCGAGAGGACAAUCAACGAGCGCCCGGAUGAACGAUUUUUUUCCUUGUCUCCCCAUCUCGCGCGCCCGGCUCCCCGUUCGUUUUCCCCGCGGAUUAAUUGUUCUCGCGCGAGACACGGACUCCAUUCGACACCUGUAUCGGCUCUUGUUCUCAUAGUGUUUCAUGUACAACCUCGGUGCCAUUGAAAUCGCACGUUCGUAAGAAAUUCAGCAUUAAAUAUCGCUGCUGCUCUCCUCAUUAAAGAUGAAGAUCGAUCAGCUAGGGCUUCUUCUUUGGAAGAACUAUGUCAUUAGGAAACGGCAGCCAGGAAUUCUGGCUCUAAUUUUUAUCUGGCCAGUUGUGGUUUUCAUGAUCAUGUACACGGUGAGCGAUAAUACCGAUCUUGAUUAUCAUCCGACGUGUCAGUUUCCCGCGAGGUCGAUGCCGCAAGACGGGCUGCUGCCUUUCGUGCAGAAUUACAUAUGCAGCGUCGGGAAUCCCUGCGAUCCGCUGCCGGAGUACGAGGAGGUGCCCACGUAUCAAAACACCACUUUAGGUCCCUUAAUCGGGGAACUGCAACCGAUGCUCAAUAAUGAGACGGUUAUCUCCGCCGUGGAAACGUUGCCGCAGAGUAUCAAACUGUUGAAGUCAAUGGCGGAAAUACUCACCAAGCCGGAAAUCAAGGCGCUUUUCGACAGGGGAAUCCGUUUGGGCGACUUGUUCAACAAUCACGAGCAAAUUAAGAGCUUAUUGAGAACUCAUAUGCCGGGAGCGAGGGAAGGUUUUAUCGACGGCUUAUUCGAGUCAUCCGUAAAAUUGAUAUAUUUAAUCAAAACUUUCGGUUCGUCCAAUAUAAACGGUGUCAUUUGCUCCCCGGAGAGCCUGAGGAACUAUUUGAUUGUAUCAAAAGAAGAGGACAUCACGGAGAUUUCUAACGUUCUUUGCAAUAUCGACUCGCUGGCAAUCCCUGAUAUUUUGGAAAAUCUCUCGAAACACCUGGACUUUACUGGUUUAUUGGAGAUGGUCGAUCGCGCGAUGGCGACAUUUCGCGAUUACGAUUUCUUCCAGGAUCUAAAGCGAACGACGGAGACGAUUCUCGAUUUGAAGAUAUCUAAGAAGUACAUACCCGAGUACUUGAGAAUCCGCGAAUGGCUGCCAAAAAUUAUGUUACUCUUCCGAAACGUAACAUUCAAGGAAAUUGAUCUGAACUUCAUCAAUAACGCCUUCGUGGUUCUCGAUCCCGUAUUUGCAUACGAACGGGACUGGCCGAUCGCGCGGAGCGGAUUAUUGAAAAUAAACAGGCUCCUGAAGAUGGUGAAGGAAUACGUCAAAAACAACGGCGAAGCCAGUUCCACGGAAGAUUUCUUCAGUGUGAUGAAUCGGCUGAGCGGAAAGAUAUCGUCUUUUUCCUCGAAUCCGGAGAAUUAUGAAAAUAUCACGCAAAUAUUGGACUUAGCCUCUCUGAUCCUGCAGGAUGGUAUGAAGCUCACUAACAAAUUGUUGGAUCGUCACGCGAGCGACUUUGAAUUAGCCGCUGAAGUUUUCGAUGGACUUAGAGGUUUCUUUUCUGAGAACAUAGUAAACUCAGCUACCUACCUUAUAUCACUGACGGAUAACAUCGUGCAAAUGACUCAUCACGUUGCUAUCGUUCACGAAGAAACUUUGCAGAGAUUAUACGAUAUCACGAAGAGACAUCAGAUUUUGGUCCAAAAGAUAGUGACAAAUCUUCAACCUGCUGUAUACAGAACGAUGAUUCGAUCCUUUUCCAGAUUAGAUUUCGUAGAGCGUUUCGUAGAAAAAUUGAAGAAAAGAAAACUCGAUGAUGUGUUCUGCCAAGAAGACACAAUGAGAGAGAUCUUCGAGAAUUACGUAGAGUUUGGAGACAAAUCUAAUGAAAUAAAUGAUUUAUUCUGCGGUAAUGAUGGAAGAAAAUUCAUUACUGACGUCUAUGACAGUUUUGAGUUCGACAAGUUUGGGAAAAUUGUGUCAAAUGCUUUAUCAACCAUGGUUUCCAUGGCAUUUAAACAAUUAGUCAAGGUCGAGAAUUCAAAUUUAACAUCUGUCGUAAGAAAUAUUAAAGGAUUCGUGAAUUAUUUGGACACGCGUAAAGUAACGUACUUAAAUUGGAGCAUUUUUCAAACUAGCGAUGAAUGGAAAAACACUUUCAAUGAAUUACAACUUCAAGGAAGAUUGGAUAUUUUAGGAAUUCAUUUGAGCAUAGCGAAGAUGCUGGGUUUUCGCAGUUUAUCGUAUACAUCCAUCAAACCAGAUCUAGAAAAUAUGGAUCUGUUAGCUGACAUAAUUUUGCAAGAUCUACGAAUUAAUCCUUCCAACUGGAUCGGAAAAGUACGCCAACACAAAGCUGAAUUAAUCGAAUCGUUUUAUCUCACCGUCACGGAUAGAAAAAAGGCGUUACAGAUCCUCGAGUAUUCUAAUUUCACGCGAUCAUACUGCGUGGAACCGAAUCCGCCGGAUUUGCUGAAUUUUCCUAAGGAAUCGAACAGCACGGUACUGAAGAAUCUGACGUGCUAUCUAUCCAAAACUGUGCAGAGGAAUCUGGACUUGAAUCUGACCAAACUCGAAAUGGAGGAAGCCACUUACAGGCAGAGGGAAUUUAAUUGGACCGCCUUCAACGAGAAGACAAUCGAGAUUUACAAAUAUGUCGAUACUCUGGUGCAUCAGGAGGAUCAGUCUUUAGAUUCGAAGAAACUGGAAAAAUUGAAACAAAACUUCAAGACCUCGUGGACGACGGACGUAACGGCGAAGGACGCCUGGGAGAUCAGCGUAGGUUUAAUCUGCAAGCUCUUCGACGUGAUGGAGAGCCCGCUGUUCAGGAUCCAAAGCAAGAAAAAUUGGAAAAACAUGUACGGGCUUGGGUGGGCGACCUCGGUGAUUUUCGACAAUAUCGAGAAGAUCGUCGAUCAGAUCCAGAAGCGCGAUCACGUGGCGAAGCUCUCCGACGUCUUGCGGGAGAUGCCGCAGACCGAGAUACUCGUCGGCACGUUCCUAAGAAAUUUAUCUCCGGUUAUUCUAGAUGUAGUCGACAUGAUAACUCUGCGGCCGGUGCCUCUUAUAUCGGCGCUCGAUGAUUAUAAGGAACGUGAGACAAUGUGGCCCUGCGUCUUCAACGAGAGCGUUGGCGCUGCGUUGGAAUUAAGAAACGGAAGCCGAGAAGUCGUUAGAGAACUCGAGAAGAUCGCUUGCGAUCCAAGUCUUUUCAUUAAGGAGUGGAGGGAGCAACCGAUAAUAAUGCGAGUCCGAAAAAUGUUUGAGCAGAAUGAAACUGCAGAAUUACCAUCAUUUAACUGGACUCGGGGCUAUACGAAUUUUCGGCGAUUAGUGACGAAGCUUGACGACUUGAUAAACGAUGCUAAAGAAGUCGUUUUAGCGGAAGAACCGCAAUUGGCAAAAUACUUAAAGACACUCGCGACAGAAUCGAAUAGCAUUGUCGAGGAAAGAUUUCCAGCCAUGCAAAGCGAUUGGAGAUAUACCUUGGAUCAUGUUGACCUAGAAAUGGACAAAGCUAUCAAGUCUUUCGGCAGCGAUCUUUCCGCAAGAGAGCUUUGGAAACCGUCAGUCAGCGUUACCGACCGCGUUCUUAUCUCUUUAAAAUAUAUAUCUCAUAUCAUUCACAAAAGCUCGCGCAUCAUAAUCGACAUAUUACAAAGCGGCACAGGGAAAAUCAGUUUGUUAUCCUUGUUAGGAUUCGACAAUACCUCCCCCGUUACUAUUUUCUACAAUCAAUUACCUUUUAUUCUAUCGACGGUGAUAAACGGGAUAUCCGAUCCUGUAAUGGACGAUCAUAUUGUCACAGCGUUAGAAAACAACAGCACAAUCACAUGUUCAAUGUUAUUUGAUUGGCUGUCGGAUUUUAAAGUCGGUCUGAGCAAUGAGGAGUACAGGACCUUGAAAAAUUUUACUUGCGAUCUCGAUCCCGAGAACUUCAACGUCUACACAGAUCUCUAUAUGGCGGAAGUAAUGAUUUGGAACAAACCCACCAGCAGGUAUCGUUCCUUUGUAGCUUCGAUAAUCGGCGAUUUGUACGAUGCCGCAGAAAGGAUCAGUCUCACCGUGAGGCGCAAAGUAACUAUCGAGCCGCUGUUUUCGAAAAAAUAUUUGGAGCACCUGCUCCAGAUGCUGAAAGAGAGUCUGGAGGUACGAAGCGAAGAGGGUACUUUCCACAAGGAAUUGCAGCCAGGUCAAGAUUGGUUGAAUUACAGAUUGCUGAUCGAGGGUAUGUCGGAGGUUCUGGUUCACAUUGGCAACGCGUUGAAAAAUGCCGAGUUACACGACUACAAAUUGGAAACUUGGCAAUUGGCGGAGAACGGCGACACGCGUCAAUUGCUGAAGAUUCUUGAAGCUUAUCCGGAAGAGACGGUCGCGUUGAUUGCUAUUCUCAGCACACUCGACUAUACGACCGGCGAUUUCGUGCCCUUCAAGGAUCUCAGGAAGACUAUGUGCACUCAGCAUUUCAAUUCCAAUUAUUGGUCAACGGCGAGGAAAACGCGCUUCCUGCAGGAAGUCUGCUCGUUCGAUCCCUAUCAGCUAUUGAAGACCGCCACGAGCGACGAGUACUAUGAGGUUGUUACCGGUCGAAAAACUGCUCUAUCGAGAUCGACGCCGUUAACUUUGACAUUAACAAGAUUAUUGGAUAUUGUCUCGAAUUUUACCGUCGCAUCGCCGGGAGCGAGUCUCAGCUCGAAUAUUUUCAAUGUGACAACGUGGAAGAAUCUGUCCAACGAAACCUGGGCCCUGAUCUUGAAGUCUGAAAAAUCCUGGAUCCACCAGUACCGAAACUCGGCGUGGUACCGACUCAACGUGACAUCGCACGGUGAUAUAGAUUAUCUCGUCGGGUCGAGGAGAAUGUUUCAGCUUUUAGAAUCCGCGGUCGAUCUCACAUUCGGCGGUGAUAUCUGGCAGAAGCUGCGCGUCAUGUACGAGUCCUCAAAGCUACAGCCGCUACUAACACUCGUGGAGGAUAUGCCUAAUCUUCUUAUCACCGCCGUCGAUACUUUCGUCUCGUCCGAGAGACUGGAUGACUUCAUGCAGAAGCUCUUCCUCGGCCAGGUGCACCCCUGCAAUAUCGAUCGGUAUCUGAUCCCGCCCAGCUACAUGAGGAAAAGGGGUUUGCUGGCCAGCAUUACGAACUUCUGUCAGAAGAUCGUCAUGAGUAACGAGCAAUUGACAUGGACGGAUUUGUUGCCAUUCAAUAAAAAAUACAAUAAUUUUACGCCCGGUAUGCCAGAACCGGAAUCCGUUUACGAAGAACAACUGUUGCAAAGCGUUCAGAGAUUUCAAGACACUUUGAUUCGCGAUAUGUCGGAAGGCUUCAAGCAGCCGAAGAUUCCUGCAUGGUGGACGUCGUUCGAAGAGGGUACCCUAAAAGACUUUAACGCGCAAUAUAAGAAAAAGGACUCGAAGACUUUGGCAUAUGCGAUGGUGAAAAAGUCAAUGUCAGUUUUGAAACACUUUUUGGAGACUCAAGAGAGUGCUGAAAAUUGCACGUGGUGUUCGACGCUUUCACUAGAGAUUUUAAAUUCUCAGUUGGUGUACCAUAAUCUCUACUCAAAACUACUCUGUCGAAUGAAUCGAUUAAACAUAACAGAGGUGCAUAACAUUUUGAUAAACGAUUUCAAUUGGAACAAAACGGCCAGUAUGGUCAAAGAUUACAAAUAUCUCAAUAAGAAGAAGACGCUAGACGAGUACUUAAACACGCUCGAAAUUACCUUGCAUUAUAUCGCCGACAUCGUGAUCGAUUUUCAAAACGAGACGUACAGUAACAGAGUAAACGAGUGCUAUAACAAAUUUGUCGGCGGUCCUACGUAUUCCAGGCCGGGGUUGUAUAUUACGCUCCUUCUAAGCGUACUGGACAUGUUGGAGAAAAACGUUUACAUUCUGGACUCGGCGUCCAUCCACGAGGGCAUCAAUAAUUUGACGAGAUUAGCCGAGAAACACGUGCCGAUCUGGAAGCCGUUGCGCGAGGUGGUGAAGAAGUCCGAUCUCGCCGAGAUCGACGCCGCGUUACCGAACGCGACUAUCAACGUGAACGCGUUUCUAAGCGAUCUGAACAGGACGGGCUUGUGCAGGACGAAGAUCGAUUGCCAGAACGCGACGGUUUUGUAUAAAUUUCUCAACUCGAAGAGAGCGGGCAAGGUUUUCCGUUACGAUCCUAAGGCGUCGAACUAUCCGUCGGUGUCCGACAUUUCGAGCCAAUUGGCUCGUAGUCUGGAUGUGGAUCUCAUAAGUCGGCAACUGUAUUUCUGGCGCACGGAGGCUUCCUGGAAUCUCUUCUGGCUUAAGGAGAUCCUGAUUCAUCUAUCCGCGAUCCUCGAAGAGGGUAGAAAUCUACUGGACGUCGCUAGUAAAAUAGAUUUCGAGGACAUUACCGGCGUUCUCGGAGUUCCCGAUCUCGUCGAGGGCAUCGUCAACGUAGUGAAGGAUAAAACAGUCGACAAAUUAUUCGACGGAAUGAAGGAGCUCCUCGAAGAUGUUGAGCCGUUCAUAAGUAAUCACGAAAUAAUCGACGAUUUGAACACAAUAAUCACGACAUUGGAGUCGAUGGAGAUUUUCAAGAACCUAGGACUGCUGGAUAUGAAAUACGUUGUCAGAGAAAUGUUCGACAAUUGGGACUUUGUACGAACGUACUUGGUCGACAAAAUAAAUAUUACCAACGAGAUCGCUCUUACUUUGGGCCAGGCCAAGAUAGACAUGAUUUCAGUCUUCAUGCAAGAACGCGGGAUCGUCAGUCUGAAGGAUACCAUUUGCUCACCCGAAAAGCUCAGCGACAUGUUGCAUUUCGAUAAUAAUAUUGUGACUGCCGAGGAGGUUAGCUCCACUCUCUGCCAAUUGGAGGACUCCCAGACGCAAGAUAUCGCUAUCAUGUUGAUGAAGAACUUGAACUUUGAUUAUAUUUUUAGAAACUUAAUGAGCGCUAACGUCAAGAGUAUAUUGGCUAAUGCAAAUCUAACGGAGACCGAGGGGAAAAUUAUAUUGGACAAUCUUGGCGUUGCUGCGGAACUGUUUCCAUUUUUCAAAGACAAACUGGCAGCGACCUUUUCUUCUUUCGCAACAGACGAAAGUAACGCGAAAGAAACGGAUGAAGCGCCAGACAAUUCGCAGUUUCUGAAAGAUUCUAGCAAAUUGCUUUGUGGUAGAACAUUGAUUCAAGACGAAGGACAAAUGUACAAAAUUAUCGCUAGCUUAAAGGACAGUAACAAGGAGUCCGAUCAGAAGGAGCUUGAAUCUUUGCCAGACACUUGCAAAGAAACGUACAAAACUGUACUCGCUAUACCUGGCGGAAAGAUCGUCUGGUCGUACGUUAAGCCCCUCUUGCGCGGGCAGAUUCUUUACGCACCCAAUACCCCUGUGAUCAAUGAGAUCAUGGCGUUGACAAACAAUACCUUCGUGCAGAUGGAACACUUUGGCGUAUUAGUGGAAAGUAUCGAGAAGAGCCUUAAAGCUCUGGCCAAUCUUACGGAGAUGGGCGACUCUUUGAAAGAAUUACAGAAUAUAAUGUCCUCCGACGUCAUGAAGGUUGCAAUUAAAUCAAUGGGCGGUGGCAAUUUUGAAGGUGAUCUUUCCGAGUUGAAUAUCAGCGAGAUCGCAUGGCGGCUGAAAAAAUCGAAGAAACUAAUCUCAAUGAUCGGCAUGCUGAACAGCAUGAUGGGAUGCGUGCUCGUGAAUAGGACAAUAGGUUUCCCCACGGAAGAAGAAUUAGAAGUAGCAGCUAGUCGAUUGACCGAGACAAACGAGUUUCUGGCCGGAGUGAUUUUUAUGAACGACGCUUCCUCGCAUCCAGCGAAGAGAUCCCUGGAAUCCGAAUUACCGGACGAUAUCACUUAUAAGAUUCGCAUGGACGUGGACUAUGUGCCGUCCACCACAAGACUGAAAACUCAAUUUUGGAUUCCCGGGCCCGAAAGUAGCUUCAUCGAGCAUCUCAGGUAUCUCCGAGGUUUUAUUCAACUGCAGGACUCUGUCGAUCGUGCGAUUAUAAAAGUGAAGACCCGAAGAUACGAUCUCAACUGGAGGACAGUCACGCAACAGAUGCCGUAUCCGUGUUGGAAAGAAAUACCAUUUCAAACGACGCUUUACGAGUCUCAGGGCUUGCAAGUAUGCUUCUUCUUUGCGUUAAUGAUGUGCGUUGGAUCGGCAGUCAGGCAUAUCGUUUGGGAAAGAGAAUCACAAAACUCUAUGGUAAUGAGCGUAAUGGGAUUGAAGCCAUGGCGAAACACCCUGGCUUGGUUCAUCACGUCUUACGCGGAGGUGUCGAUCGUGAUGAUUUCCAUCUCCAUAAUUUUACUGGCCGGAAAAAUUCUUCCACGAUCGGAUCCUUUUUUGGUGCUUAUUUUACUUUUUGAUUACAGUUUCUCCGUGGUGACUUUCUGCUACAUGAUCUCGACGAUGUUCAGCUCCGCCAGUCUCUCCGCUGUUACCACAGUAAUUAUGUUCCUAUUAACUUAUAUGCCGUACAUGAUUGUUAUCGCCAUGGAGGCUGUAUUUGGAUUGGGAUUCAAACUUUUCAUCUGCCUGAGCAUGUCAACCAGUUUCUGUUACGGAUGUCUGUUCACGGUGCGAAAGGAAGUUCAAGGCGUCGGUUUAUCUUGGGCAAAUUUGUGGGAGGAAUCGAACCCUGGUGAUUCAAUGACUCUGGGACUGUUGUUAAUAAUGAUCGCAUUAGAUGGGUGUCUGUACGCUGUGAUCGGCUGUCUAAUCGCCAGAUACACCGAUUCAGGUAGGGGCUUUCACGGUUUGAGAUCCCGUAGCUUAUGGUGGGCCGACACACGCUCUCUCUAUGGCAGACCGAGCUACCUCGCCUUCGUCAACAACCUCUAUUUCACUAACGACGUUCUCCAUCCCUCAGCCACUUACCAAGAUGACGAAAGCGAUCUUAGUAACUUAACGGUCACGGAGAAGCAAAUCGGCGUGAAAUUUGAAAGUGUCAGGAAGGUCUAUAAUACCGAACGAGGUGACGUCGUCGCCGUGGAGGACUUCACUUUAAAGCUCUGCGAGGGCGAGGUGACAAGUCUGCUUGGGAGAAACGGUGCAGGAAAGACUACUAUUAUCAAGAUGUUGACCGGGAUGGUAGCACCGACCAAUGGCGAAAUUUGCUUAAACGGAGAGGAGGGCUGCAAGCCUGAUAUAGGAGUCUGUCCUCAAGAAAACGUGCUGAUCGGAAGUCUGACACCGAGGGAGCACUUGGUCUUUUAUUGGAAGCUCAAGAGACCUAAUGACGAUAAUAACAAUAUGCAGAGAAACGUUAACGGAAUGCUAGCCUCUCUGGAACUCGGACGCCAGGAACACGAGCCCGUGUCGCGUCUGUCGGGCGGUACACGACGCAGACUCUGCGUGGCCCUGGCCUUCCUCGGUUCCCCACGUUUGGUGAUCCUGGACGAACCUGGUGCCGGUGUAGAUCCCGCGGCCCGACGACGAAUCUGGCGGCUGAUCGAUCAACACAGGAUCGGUCGAACUGUGCUCCUCUCGACUCAUCAUCUGGAUGAGGCCGACAUGCUGAGCGACACGGUUGUGGUGAUGCACAAAGGGAAGAUCUUAUGCACCGGUUCACCACUGACAUUGAAGGUGACACACGGCACGGGAUACAGAUUGAAUAUAGCUUUCCCGCCCGAUCAUUAUCCCAACGGGGAGGUGGGGAUAGGAGGCAUAGCAGAGCCGGUUGACAAGAAGAAUCUGAAGGCUCUUCGUACCGUGGUCGAGGAGAUCAUGCCAAACUCCACGAUGAACGAGGUCUCCGAGUCAGAGGUCACCAUCAUGUUGCCUUUCCAGGGGAAAAAUGGCAUUAACAAUGACAUCGCGCAAGUGGCGAAGGCGCUGGAGGACAACCAUAAGCUUUUGGGAUUCUCGCAUUUCUCAUUGGAGUGCGACACUCUGGAAAGAGUCUUCUUGGAUCUUUGCGCGCGAGCAGACAACGGAUCGAGUGUUAUCAGAGCGAGUCAAGAUAGCGUUGUUAAUGUAGAUCAUGGAGCUCCAACGUUAGAUGACAACGUCGAUUUAAUUACCGACAUGGUAUUGAAGCCCUCGCCAAUUCGACAGAUGAAAGCCAUGAUAAAAAAGAGGAUAUGGCAUUUUGCGAGAGACUGGAGAGCGCCGUUGGCCGCGCUCGUAUUGCCAACCAUGUUCGUCGCAGUUGCUAUGGGAUUUUCUCUGAUACGGCCACCGUCCGAGAACGAGCCGCCUCUGGCUUUAACCCCCAAACUUUACGACACUCAACCGACUUACUUUUACAGUAUCAACAGUAAUGAUCCGUUCCUACAACAUGUGUCUAUGCAGCUGCACGAUCGCUUCGGGGAUGAUUAUGCUGGCGCAUGGCAAACCUUACCCAAUGAUACCGGAACUUGCGAAUGUAUAGAUGGCCAACAAACUUGUCGAGGACUUUCCAAACCCAUUGAGGGCCUUCUUCAAACUCUACCUGGUCGACCUACUUUGGAUUGGAUCGUUUCAACGCAUCAGGAAUACAUAGAGAGACGGUACGGCGGUUGGUCUCUGUCGCACUCCAAGGAGGAUCCCCUUUUUAUUGUUUGGUACAAUAACAAGGGCCACCAUGCCAUGCCGGGGUACCUGAACGCCCUCAACGAGGCAAUCCUGCGUGCGUCCGGGAUACAAGGGCACUUAACCACAUUCAAUCACCCCUUGAAGCUAUCGAGCGAUCAGUUGAAUCGAAUGACGAUAGUGCAGCACGUGGCGGAUGUCGGCGUGGCGUUGGUGCUUCUGAUAGCUUUCAGUAUGGUUGCAGCGCAGGGAACGAAGGAGAUAGUCAGAGAACGACUGACAGAGGAGAAGAGAAUACUCUAUCUGGCCGGGGUUCAUCCUAUUACGUAUUGGACGACAAUUUUAAUAUGCGACUUCAUAGUAUUCAGCUGUGCUCUGUGUCUAGCGGUCAUUGUUUUCGAGAUCUUUGGUUUGUCGGCCUAUGUUGCGAGAGAUAAUCUGGCCGGUGUCUGUCUCAUAUUAAUUCUGUUCGCAUGGGCGGCGUUACCAUUUUCGCAUCUAGCCGAAAAAGCGUUCGACGACUCGAGCCUGUCCAACAUGGUGCUCUUCUGCGUAAAUACCUUCAUAGGCGUGGUCUGCCUAGCGACUAUUUUGGUCCUCGACAUCCUCGGCAAAACCAAAGCGGCCGAAGAUGUGAGGAACAUGCUGCAUCACAUUCUAAUGAUCUUCCCGCAAUACAUUCUCGCCGACGGGUUAGUCGCGAUCACGAGGAACGACAUCACCGCCGAAUUGUUGCAGAGAUUUCACAUGGACACUUACAAGUCUCCCCUCAGCUGGGACCUUCUCGGCUACCACUUCGUCUCCCUGUUUAUAAUCGGCACGAUUUUGUUCGUGCUGAAUCUGAUAAUCGAGUGUCGAGUCCUGCCCGAUCUGAGGAGACAGAAGGUCACUUACGAGACAGUGCAGGAGGACGAUGACGUUGCUAGGGAGAGGCUGAGGAUCGAGACCGGGAUGGUCGACGAUACUCUGAAGACUAUGAAGCUGCGGAAAGAGUACAAGAGCGUGUACGGGACGAAUGUCGCUGUGCAAAAUUUAAGCUUCGGCGUACAGGCCGGGAAAUGUUUCGGCCUCCUGGGGGUGAACGGGGCGGGAAAAAGCACGACGUUCAAGAUGCUGACAACGGAAAUCGUUCCUACGGCCGGGAAGAUUAUUCUGAAGGGGAACGAGAUUGGCGCGGGGCCCUUAUGCAACGGCGAGGUCGGCUACUGCCCUCAGAGCGACGCCCUGGACGGAUUCCUCACGCCCCACCAAUGUUUGACGAUUCAUGGUGAAGUUUGCGGAUUGAGCAAUGUACCGAAGGCGGUAGAGACAACGUUGAAGAGGUUCGAUCUACUCAAGUACGCUCAUCGAAGGGUCUCCGGCCUCAGCGGCGGUAACAAAAGGAAAUUAUGCGCUGCAAUAAGCGUUAUGGCUCCUGCCGCAGUAAUCCUCAUGGACGAGCCCACGAGCGGAAUGGAUCCUGCGACGAAGAAUCUCGUGGCCAGAGCCGUGAGACAAGUGACGAGGAGUCAAGGAUGCGUCAUACUGACGUCGCACAGCGUCGCCGAAUGCGAGAAUCUCUGCACGAGGGUAGGCAUUCUCGCCCGAGCCGGUCUCAGGUGUAUAGGAACACCGCAGCAUUUGAAGCACAAAUUCGGCGAAGGAUACGUCGCCUUUCUGAGAUUCGGCCAGCCGGUUUCCGCCGCGGAUCUUAGGAGGGUUAUCCUGAAAUAUCUGCCGCAGGCGAUGAUCUCCUCGAGGCAGGCGACAGCUGCACGGAUCUUGCUGCCGCGGAGCCAGGACAUGGCGCUCAGCGUGAGCUUCAGCAAGCUGAAGCUGCUCGCGGAGGAGCUUAAGGCCACCGACUACACGCUCACACAGAGCUCGUUGGAUCAGGUUCUCGUGACCUUCUCGGAGGAGCUGGACGACGACGCCGUCGACGUGGUUGUCUUCGGCCAGAACAGCAGAAACAGCGUGCCCAAUAUGUACUCCAGCAUGGAUACCAUUCACAUGGACACGUUUUGA